Salvia miltiorrhiza (redroot sage) is the source of this 1851-nucleotide messenger RNA. Its product is annotated as chaperone protein dnaJ GFA2, mitochondrial-like. The coding region runs from base 125 to 1471 and encodes 448 amino acids. Lineage: Eukaryota; Viridiplantae; Streptophyta; Magnoliopsida; Lamiales; Lamiaceae. Gene Ontology annotation, molecular function: ATP binding; heat shock protein binding. Gene Ontology annotation, cellular component: cytoplasm. The record is from RefSeq and is a predicted model, not a curated record. The transcript has 18 exons. Gene Ontology annotation, biological process: protein refolding; response to heat.
UCCGAUUCGACUUUGCUCAGCCCUACUUCUCCCCUAAGAUUAGUGACGAUUAGGGUUUAUCGAGGGUUUUUGUGAGUUUACCAAAGACCUCUCUUUUCGGUUUCUACAUUUGCAGUAUCAAUCAAUGGCGCGGUUCCAAGGCCUCCGCCUCGCCCGCCGCUCCCUCUCCUGCAUUCUUCUCCGCUACUCGCCUUCAUAUUUGUGUGAUUCGCUAUUGAAUGACGCAUGCAGGAGUUUCAGCACCUCGCUGUCCAGUCAAUCCCGGGUUAUUUCAAAUGCCAAAUUAGGAAAUGUGGGCAGCGAGAAUUAUUGGCUGAAGCUACGAUUUUCCAAUAAUAACUUGGGUGCAGCGAGGUCAAUUCACAGCACUGCUCAAUUAUCUAGAGAUUAUUACGAUUUACUCGGUGUUAGUAAAUGUGCAACUGCUCCAGAAAUCAAGAAAGCUUAUUAUGGGCUCGCAAAGAAGUUACAUCCAGAUACAAAUAAGGAUGAUCCAGAAGCUGAAAAGAAAUUUCAAGAAAUUCAGAAAGCAUAUGAGGUCUUGAAAGAUGAAGUGAAGCGGCAGCAAUAUGACCAGCUUGGGCAUGAAGCUUUUGAACACGCUGGUAGUGGUGAAGGUCCUGGGUUUGAUCCAUUUGGAGAUGCUUUCCAGGACAUAUUUAAAAAUGCUGAUAUUUUCAACAUCUUCAAUAGGGACAUGGGUGGCGAGGAUGUGAAGGCUUCUCUUGAACUUUCCUUUAUGGAAGCCAUCCAGGGUUGCACCAAAACAAUGUCAAUCGUGAUGGAUUUGGCUUGCAAUACUUGUGGUGGAACUGGUGUUCCUCCAGGGACCAGGCCUCAAACUUGUAAACGUUGUAGAGGUUCCGGCAUGGUUGUAUCCCAAGCUGCUCAUAUGACACUACAAUCUACUUGUCCGAACUGUGGAGGAACUGGAAAAAUUGUAUCGAACUUAUGCAAGUCUUGCAAGGGUAGGCGGGUAGUCAGAGGCACAAAAGCUGUGAAGUUCAAUGUCAUGGCAGGGGUGGACCAUGAUGAGACUAUUAAGAUACCGAGAAGCGGGGGAGUGGAUCCCGACGGAAAUAAGCCUGGUGAUCUUUAUGUUAAGAUAAAGGUCAGAGAAGACCCCGUAUUCCGUAGAGAAGGGGCUGAUAUCCAUGUUGAUGCAAUAUUGAGCUUCACUCAGGCAAUUUUGGGAGGAACAAUUCGGGUGCCAACUCUAACUGGAGACCUUGUUGUUAAGGUACGCCCUGGCACACAACCUGGACAGAAGGUUGUUUUGAGGAAAAAAGGGAUCAAAGUAAGAAACUCGUUUUCUCUUGGAGAUGAAUAUGUCCACUUCAAAGUUAGCAUUCCAACAAACUUGACCCAGAGGCAACGUGAAUUGGUGGAGGAGCUUGCUAAGGAAGAGCGAGGGAAAGAUGUUAUAGAAAUGGAAGAUGAUAAAGAAGAGGCAGCAGUUGCAAGUGCUUGAGUUCUAUCUUGUAUUUGUAGCAAACAAAAAAGAGAAGAAACUACAGAGCCUCUUCAGUUCUGGAGGUGAUUUUUUAUUAUUUUUUUUAAUUGAAAAUCUUAAUUAUAUCUAAGGUAACAAUCUUUCUUCAAUAUCAGUAUUUUCUGGUUUGGAUUAACUCAGCCAUUUUGUAAAUAUUCAUUACAAUAUUCAUUACUUUGCAGGGAGAAUUUUGUAUGUAUAGUCUUGUUCACUAUAGUCUUUAGAGGCUGAUGUAACCUCCUAAAAUCCAUUCAGUCAAUUUCCAGUGUCUCGAUAAAUGACAUUAUGACUUUGGACUUUCAGGAUAUGUCAAUAUAUUAUGGUUGAAUACUUGAAUAAUAUGUGAUUGUUUUGUGUGA